Paralichthys olivaceus (Japanese flounder) is the source of this 924-nucleotide messenger RNA. The record is from RefSeq and is a predicted model, not a curated record. NCBI's taxonomy places the organism in Eukaryota, Metazoa, Chordata, Actinopteri, Pleuronectiformes, Paralichthyidae.
GCUGCACACUAAGCGGUGGUCUCGGGGAGACAGACUGACACCAGGGGGUAACGAUGCUGCAGCUGGGAGAUGAAGUCACCCUGUACUCGGUGGUCUUCGUGCUGGUCCUGCUGGGGACCCGCAGCCCGCUGUGGACCACCGUCCUCACCACGUCCCUCUACCUGUUUCUGGCCAUGUUCAGGUUCCCUCAGGUACCAGCCAGCCGAGCCCAGCAGGUGCUGCACCCCGCCGAGGGCGCAGUCGGCUCCGGGAGGGUGUUCGCGGUGGCACACCGGGGCGGUGGGCACGACGCACCGGAGAACACGAUAGCAGCCAUCCGGGAGGCCAGGAAAAAUGGGGCAGCAGGUGUGGAGCUGGACCUGGAGUUCUCAGCCGACGGCGUUCCAAUACUCAUGCAUGACGAGACUGUGGACCGGACCACUAACGGGUCAGGACCACUCAGCCGGAUGACACUUUCUGACUUGCGCAAACUGGAUGCAGCUGCUAAACAUCCACUUAGGGAGAAGUUUGCUGGAGAGAAGAUUCCGACCCUGGAGGAGGCCGUGGAGGAAUGCAUCAAACUGCAACUCACUAUCUACUUUGAUGUCAAAGGUCAUCCAGAUGAGGCAGCAGCAGCCCUUAAAGAGCUGUAUAAGAAACAUCCAGUCCUCUACAACAGCAGCAUCGUCUGCUCCUUUGAGCCUAAAGUCAUCUACAGGAUGAGACAGAGUGACCCAGAGGUGGUCACAGCAUUGACCCACCGACCGUGGAGUCUGAGUCGGCUCGGAGAUGGUUCCCCGCGAGUCUCCUCGCUUUGGAAAUACCGCUGGAUGACACUGAUGGACAUAGGUUUAGACCUGGCUCACCAUCAUGUGCUGUGGAAGCUCUGUGGCGUCUCAGCCUUCCUGAUACAGAAGAACUUUGUCUCACCGUGAGUUCCUGCAG